UCGCUGCAGUCACCCUCACACAUACCGCGCCGGGGAGGAGAGAAAAAGGCCCCGCUCCGGCGGAGGGAUACAGCCCUACAUAUAUAGCGGGGCGGCGCAGGCUCACACCCCCAGCACUUCCCCGAGCCGCGCCGGGGAGGAGGUAGCAGCAGCAGCAGUCGCCGCCGCCGCUCGUGGUCGCGCAGUUCGUGCAGCCGCCGCCGGGCCCGCCGCCGCCGCGCCAUGGCUGAUCAGCUGACUGAAGAACAGAUUGCUGAAUUCAAGGAAGCCUUUUCCCUAUUUGACAAAGAUGGUGAUGGUACUAUCACAACAAAAGAACUGGGAACUGUCAUGAGGUCUUUGGGUCAAAAUCCAACAGAAGCAGAAUUGCAGGAUAUGAUCAACGAGGUAGAUGCUGAUGGCAAUGGCACUAUUGACUUCCCUGAAUUUUUAACCAUGAUGGCCAGAAAAAUGAAGGACACAGACAGCGAGGAAGAAAUCCGUGAGGCAUUCCGAGUCUUUGACAAGGAUGGCAAUGGCUAUAUCAGUGCAGCAGAACUACGUCACGUUAUGACAAACUUAGGAGAAAAGCUAACAGAUGAAGAAGUAGAUGAAAUGAUCAGAGAAGCAGACAUUGAUGGGGAUGGGCAAGUCAACUAUGAAGAAUUCGUACAGAUGAUGACUGCAAAGUGAAGAGACCUCCUUUACACCUUUUUUCCUCUAGAAGAAUCAAAUUGAAUCUUUUACUUACCUCUUGCAAAAAAAUGUUCAUUUAUUCAUUCUGUUUCUGUAUAGCAAAACUGAAUGUCAAAAUACCUUCUGUCCACAAACUGCAUGUAAUGGUUGGUGGUCCUGUCCCCAAAAGAUAAAGUUAAACAUCAGUUUUACAAUAUAAAUAAUUGUACUACCUUGAAAAUUAAAAAAAAAAAAAAAAAGGAAGCACUUAGUGAACUCAAAAGUUCCAUUUGCUAAUGACUAUUACACUGUUUGGGCUGGCCAGUUUUUCAUGCAUGCAGCUUGACAAUUGAGCACAGUCAGACAUUUGUAUUAAAAGGAAAAAAAAAAACCAACCUAAAGGAUCCACUUUUUUGUUCAACAGUGGAUUCUAGUUCAAUUUGUAGUAUAAAUUGUCAUAGCUGGUUUACUUUAAAAUUGGUUUAUACCUCAGGAUGGUAUGCAGCAAAAUGGUUGAAGGAUGCAAAACUUAGAGAAAAUGCCCUAAAGGUUGAAUGGUUUUCCUGUACGUAGCAGUGUGCUCCAAAAAUAUGAUGAUCUUAACUAUGGAUGGCAUGUCUGUGUUAAAAUACUGGUUUAACAUUGUCUGCAUUGCACUAUAGUGAAACGGGUGUCGGGCUGUUACCGUUCACAAAAUUUUUAAAAGAAACCUUCACCAAGGGAGCAUCUUUGGACUCUCAUAUUUUUAAAACCUUCUGUACCAUGACUUGGAGCUGGCGGAGUAGCCUGUGGACUUCAGCACAACUAUCAACAUCGCUGUUCAAGAUAUUACAAUUUAUGUCCAUUCCAAGUUGUAAAUGCUAGUCUUUUUUUCCAAUAAAAGACCAUUAACUUAAAGGUGGUGUUAAAUGCUUUGUAAAGCUAAAGUAUAUAUAUAAUUGAGAUAAUAAACCAAAAAAGCAGUAGGAGGGAAGUGUUUCUAUGAAUGACUUGCUGCUAAAUUAUAAUGCACAUGUAUGCAAUAAGUUAUCCCCUAUCUUUUCAAGAUGGCAAGAACUGACCUCCUGUAACCCAAGACCUUUGCUAUAAAUAAAUGAACUUGUGCUUGCCUUUCAUAUUACGACAAUGUUAAUUUAGUUGGUCUUAAAGUCGUGUAAUGCUGACUCGUCAACUAUCAGCACAGAAGUAACACCAUUUCACUAAAGUGGAGAGCUCUGACCAUGCAUGUCAAUACUGGGGAAACAUGUAUAGGUUGCUUAUGGUUUUUUUGACAGAUUAUAGAAACUAGUUGGAGAUUUUAAACAGCAUGAAUUUCAUAGAUACCUAUGAUUCUUAAAUAUGCCAAAAAUGCAUUUCUCUACCCACAGAAAGAAAACAAAAAGACAUUUCUUUUACAAUAUGUUUAAAAAAAAAAACAAACAAACAAACCCCAAACACUAAGCCUUUUUGGAAACUGGGGCUAUUAUAUCUUGACUAUCUUCUGAAACACUUGCAUGAAUUUUGUGGGGUGGAGAAGAGGACUAGGGUUAAUUUAAAAACCAUCUUGUUACUUCUGCUUUGCAUGCACUAGCAGUGCUUAGUCAUUCCAGGUCUCUGAGUUGGUGUUCUCUGAUCCUUCAGCUUCCCCAUGAAUGAGUGGCAAAGCAGCUAUGACCACUCUUCUUUGUUUGAAAGAAGAAUGCUUUUUUUUUUUUUUUUUUUUUUUAAUAGCAGAGCCUCCAUGUGGAAGGCUUUUAUGCUUGGGAGGGAGGGACUACAGCUUAAUUACUUGACUGUAAGUUUGUUUCCAAACGUAACUGGAGUUGCAAACCUUAAUUGCUUAAUUGCCUUUGGUUUUGGAGAGUAUUGAUACUAUCUCUUGAAAGGGAUGCAAGUCUCCAUUCAUCCUGUCUAACUGAGGUGCCUGUGUUAAGAACUUGGUUGCUUGAAAUGCAGCUUUGCUCAGUGGGGGUCAAGAGACACCUCUGGAAGGCAAUUGAGACUAUCUGCCUUCAGUGAUUUUUUUUUUUUUUUUUUUUUUAAAUUUUUUCCUAGGGGGGUGGGGGGAGUUCUGGGUGACUAGGGACCCAGACACCUUAACCAAGUGCCUAAAAGUUAGAUGGGCUGAAUGUAGGCAAUUGUUUAGAUCUCUAGUUGUUGCAAAGGCUUUUUGCUAUGGCUGUGUAUGCUGUCCUAGCAAACUGGCCAUGAUGAUGGGAAUGUCUGACUACCAUUUGAAAGUAGUGUCUUGCAUGGCAGCUGCAAACUGCUACUUUGGUAGUGCUUGAGAAUGGCUGCACUGAUUCUGUAGACCAGCUUUUAAAGAGAAUGUACUCAAGAGACAGGCAAGGUAGGAGCAAUGGUUGCUGCUCUGAACUAAUUACUUCUUCUGCCUGAGUGUGCAGAGAGAUCUUGUCUAGUAGGUAAAUGCUUCUUACCAUCUAUCUGUCAUUCACUCACGGUUGGUAGGGUAGUUCAUUUAAGAACAGCUGCUUUUAGUUUAUUCAGUGUGCUCUGUGCUUGCUAGCAAAGAGACCUCAUUCCUGCAAGAGGUUCUUGGCUUGAUUAGAAAUUGUCUGGCAGUGUGCAGUGUUGGUAUGCCCUGUAACUGAAUCUGCCUGGAGGUAUCUAAUUAUUAACUGACUUCAGUACCACAUCAACCUUGAGUAAAUGUAUCCUCUGUACAGGACUUUAGCUCUGUUCCCUUCUGCAUAGUGAAUAUCUAGAGAAAUGAAAUAGUGUCAUCAAGGAUUUUUUUUUUUUUUUUUUUUUUUUAAAUUUUUUUUUUUUUCUGUGAGUGUGUGUGUGUGUGGCUUUGGCUUUUUCCAAAUGUGAAAGUGUGGGCUGGAUACACUUGGUGCAUGGCUUAGAAACAUGGGACUGGAGAGAACUUCCUGGGUCAUCAGAUCCAGUCCCCUGCUAUUGCAGGCAACCGUGUCAUAUAAUCCUUUUAAUAAACUGAUCAAGCUUAA
Molecule: messenger RNA, 3605 nt
Organism: Aquila chrysaetos chrysaetos
Lineage: Eukaryota; Metazoa; Chordata; Aves; Accipitriformes; Accipitridae
Gene: CALM1
Product: calmodulin 1
Exons: 6
Coding region: 223-672 (149 amino acids)
Molecular function (GO): calcium ion binding
Source: RefSeq, a predicted model, not a curated record